AUGCACCUUCGCUUGGCUUUCACGCUUGCCCUGGCUACGGCCAUGGUGCUUCCUUCGCUUAAUGGCUUCGACUUGGAGGCCGUCUUUGGCGAAAGUGCUCUUCUUUCCCAUGACAACCGUGAUGUUCAGGAGAACAACAAGGCCUCCUCGUCCAGAUCCUCUCCAGCGCCUUUGGUUCAAGUGGCAAACGCCGUGCCCAAUAGGUAUAUUGUGGUGUUCAACGACGACGUGUCUCAAGAGGAGAUCGCCUCCCACACAAGCUGGGUGUCGAGCCUUGUUUUGCUGGAGCAGGCUGGAAUAUCUGAUGAUGAGAAGAAGAACAGAACACCUUCGCUUUUCACCUUGCCUUCAAUUGCUGGGUACCUGGUCUGGUUUACCCUGAAGCUGUUGAACGAGGUUCAGAACAACCCCGUGGUAAAGUACGUGGAGGAAGACGGUCAGAUUGACCUCUACGGUGCGAGUGUUCAAGACGGUGCCACCUGGGGUAUCUCCAGACUUUCGUCUCGUGAGAAUGACGGCCAGAACAACCUCUAUAUCCACGACCCAUCUGGCGGCAACGGUGUCACUGCCUACGUCAUCGAUACUGGUGUGAAAGUCGCCGACGAUGAUUUCGAGGAUCGUGCCACCUACGGCCUGGCGGUCGCUUUCCCCUAUUUGAAGGUCGACCUCCAUGGCCAUGGCUCGCAUGUGGCGGGUACCAUUGGGUCCAGAACCUGGGGUGUUGCCAAACUGGUUGAAAUCGUCGCUGUGGGCGUUAUGGGACCCUUGGGCACAGGUUUGACUUCCGAUAUAAUCAAGGGUCUCGAAUUUGCAGUCCAGGACCACCAGGAGAAGGUCAAGAGCAAGAAAAAGGGCUUCAAGGGCUCCACAGUCAACAUGUCCAUCGGUGGAGGCGCCUCCGACGCCUUGGAUGCUGCUGUGAAUGCUGCUACUAAUGCUGGUUUGCACGUCGUCGUCGCCGCUGGAAAUGAUAAUAAAGACGCCUGUGAGUACUCCCCUGCAAGGGCUAGCGGGCCAAUCACUGUGGGCGCAACUGACAGCGGCGACAACAAGGCCGACUUCUCUAACUUUGGUAAGUGUGUGGAUAUUCAUGCUCCCGGUGUGGACAUUGAGUCCAUUGGUCUUCUCACCAGCCCAACGACCAUGUCUGGUACCUCUAUGGCUUCGCCACACAUCACCGGCUUGGUGUCGUACUUCUUGUCUUUGCAGCCGGGCUUAGGCUCUGAAUUCAACGCCAACCUCAUUAAGCCUUCCGAUUUCAAGAGCAAGCUCAUCAAGUACGGUACUCAGAACAUCAUCAAGGGUCUUCCAAAGGACACGGUCAACGUGCUUGCUUACAAUGGUGGUGAGAACACGACCGAAAUCUGGCAACAAUGA
Messenger RNA from Candidozyma auris, 1377 nucleotides. Its product is annotated as S8 family peptidase. Gene Ontology annotation, molecular function: serine-type endopeptidase activity. NCBI's taxonomy places the organism in Eukaryota, Fungi, Ascomycota, Pichiomycetes, Serinales, Metschnikowiaceae. The record is from RefSeq and is a predicted model, not a curated record. The transcript has a single exon. Gene Ontology annotation, biological process: proteolysis. Bases 1 to 1377 code for a protein of 458 amino acids.